Molecule: messenger RNA, 2881 nt
Organism: Tupaia belangeri chinensis (Chinese tree shrew)
Lineage: Eukaryota; Metazoa; Chordata; Mammalia; Scandentia; Tupaiidae
Gene: SPDL1
Product: spindle apparatus coiled-coil protein 1
Exons: 13
Coding region: 443-2254 (603 amino acids)
Biological process (GO): establishment of mitotic spindle orientation; mitotic metaphase chromosome alignment; mitotic spindle assembly checkpoint signaling
Cellular component (GO): spindle pole; outer kinetochore
Molecular function (GO): kinetochore binding
Source: RefSeq, a predicted model, not a curated record
GAACUGGGAGUUCUCGCGGGAACUGUAUUCAAACGGCCCUGGCGCUCACCCGAGGGCUUGCUGAGUGAAAGGGCCGCGUCUCUGUGGGAAGGUAGAGUUAGAGUCACGAAGCUGGGCGCCCCGAGUUGUCAUCAUCCGCCUCCCGCUGCAGCAGCAGGGGUAAGGGGUGAGGAGAGAGACAGAGGACUUGCAGAUUUAAUCUCAAGAAUCCUGUUAGGUGGACGUUAUUGUCUUACUUUUCUAAAUAAUGAAACAAGACUUUUAAUAACUUGUGCAAAUUCACGCAUAGUGGAGGUGAGAUAAAAACAGGCGGCUUGAUUUCCCAGAAUUUCUGUCUCUGGAUGCCCUGUGUAUGUUGUAGUUCUGAAGGAAAGGACAACAAAGUGGUCACUAAGCCACUUACUAGCUGAUAACCCUAGAGGGUUAAAAGCAGGAAAAGAAGAUGGAGGCAGAUAUAAUCACAGAUCUUCGAUGCAAGCUCAAAGAAGUUGAAGAAGAACGACUAAAAGCUGCACAGUAUGGUUUACAGUUAGUGGAGAGCCAAAGCGAACUGCAGGAUCAAUUGGAUAAAUGUCGUAAUGAAAUGAUGACUAUGACUGAGAAUUAUGAACAAGAAAAAUACACGCUUCAGAGAGAAGUUGAGCUCAAGACUCGAAUGUUGGAAAGUUUGAGCAGUGAAUGUGAAGCUAUUAAGCAACAACAAAAAAUACACUUGGAGAAAUUAGAAGAACAACUAAGCAGAAAACAUGGACAGGAAGUGAACGAACUAAAAAAUAAGUUAGAAAAAUUGAAAGCAGAGUUAGAUGAAGCUAGACUUAGCGAAAAGCAGCUGAAGCACAAAGUAGAUCAUCAGAAGGAACUCCUGUCUUGCAAGUCAGAGGAAAUGCGGAUGAUGUCAGAACGUGUACAUGAAAGCAUGUCUUCAGAGAUGCUGGCUCUUCAGAUUGAGCUCACUGAAACAGAAAGUAUGAAGAACGCCUUUCAGGAAGAAAUUAAUGAACUACACUACAGACAAGAACAGUUAGAACUUCUUAAUACUAACUUAAUGCGUCAGAUAGACCGGCUUAAAGGAGAAAAAGAAGAGCGAGAGAAAGAAGCAGUUUCUUACCAUAAUGCUCUAGAGAAAGCUCGUGAAACAAAUCAAGAUCUUCAGGUGCAGUUGGACCAGGCAGUCCAGCAAGUCUUGGAUCCUAAUAGUAAAGGCAACUCUUUGUUUGCAGAGGUGGAAGAUCGAAGGGCAGCAAUGGAACGUCAGCUUAUCAGUAUGAAAGUCAAAUAUCAGUCACUGAAGAAGCAAAACGCAUUUAAUAGAGAACAGAUGCAAAGAAUGAAGUUACAAAUCGCCACUUUGCUACAGAUGAAAGGGUCUCAAACUGAAUUUGAGCAGCAGGAGCGAUUGCUUGCGAUGUUGGAACAAAAGAAUGGAGAAAUAAAACAUCUUUUAGGUGAAAUUAGAAAUCUGGAGAAAUUUAAGAAUUUAUAUGAAAGUAUGGAAUCUAAGCCCUCAACCAGCUCUGAUGUUCUUGAAGAUAAUAGUUAUUAUACAGAUUUACUUCAGAUAAAACUUGACAACUUAAAUAAAGAAAAUGAAAGCACCAAAGGUGAAUUGUCUAUCCAGAGAAUGAAAGCAUUAUUUGAGAGCCAGCGAGCUCUGGAUAUUGAACGAAAACUCUUUGCAAAUGAAAGAUGUCUCCAGGUUUCACAAAGUGAAAAUAUGAAACUCAGAGCUAAACUAGAUGAGUUAAAACUAAAGUAUGAACCUGAAGAAAAAAUCGAAGUGCCUGUACUCAAAAAGAGGCGUGAGGUGCUGCCCGUGGAUAUAACUACCCCUAAAGGUGUAUGUGCCGACAGUGCUAUCAGGGAAGAAGUUCCUAGAUUACCCCUUCCGAAAGAGGAGACACCAUCCCAGUCUAAUGUAGAAGAAAACAAGUUGCAAUUAGAAGAAGCAGGUUCAAUAAACACACCAGUACUUGGUCUCUUUCCUCACCAAAAUUUGUCCAUGGAUAUGCAGCCAAAGAAGGAAAAGAAAUGUGUGAAGCUGGUGGGCGUUCCAGAUGAUGCUGAAGUCUUGGGUGGAAGAAGUGGAAACACUCCAGACGCUCCCAGGUUAGCUGCUGAAUCAAGGCUUCAAACAGAAGUUAAAGAAGGAAGAGAAACUACAAGCAAAUUGGAAAAGGAAACUUGUAAGAAAUCACACUCAAUUCUCUACGUCUCCUCCAAAUCAACUCCAGAGACUCAGUGCCCUCAGCAGUAAAGACUUCUUUAAUAAGAGGAAGGUACCACUUGAAGCUAAGAUUGUCUAUCUGAAGUAUACUACCUUAUGGAUUAUUUAUUACUACUCAUUGUUCUAGGACCUGGCAUUUUCAUGCUUCUUUGGCCAAGUACCCAAAAUUUAGCUUGAUUCUAACCUGGAGAGUUCCUUAAGUGCUGACCCUUCAUGGAGCGUCUUAAGAAUCACAGUGAAUAAACUAUUAACUGAAGGAAAAUGUUAUAAAUCUAUUUGCUGUGUUGUAUAUGGAUAUUUUAAGUGAUGUGGACACUUAAGUAUCCUAUCUUCAGAGCCAUAUAAUUGAAAAGAGAACAUGAAAAUCAUUAAUAAUUAUCUUUUCUAUGUACUUUUAAUGAACUUAGUUUUCCACUAAUUGUAGAAAUAAGAAACUUUGUUUAAAAAUAUAUAUAUGUUAUAUUGUUCCAGGGCUUUGUUAGUAUUUAGAGCAUCUAAGUUCAUCUUUGUAUUCAUAUGCAUGAUUUUGAUUUUAUGUCUCAAGCAUUUAAAAUAAAACUGCAAUAAUUUCUUCUCUUUCUGUUUUCUUAACUCCUAUAGAUAACAUGCUAUUAUCCAAAGGGAAUAAAAGUGGGAAAUAAAUUUUAGGGAUCCUUA